Messenger RNA from Durio zibethinus, 1758 nucleotides. The record is from RefSeq and is a predicted model, not a curated record. NCBI's taxonomy places the organism in Eukaryota, Viridiplantae, Streptophyta, Magnoliopsida, Malvales, Malvaceae.
GAACGGGGCCACUCCCCAAAUUACGAUACCGUCUAACGACUCAAGCCGCAGGAUCGAGCGAGGGGAGGGAGCGAGCGAGAGAGAGAGAGGAAGAGAGAUCUUCUUCUGCAAAUUUUAGGGUUUUGGAUUGGUCAGGUCAGUGAGCGCCAGAAAAAGUUAAAACCACAACUUUUUUUUAUAGUUCUUGUCAAUUACUACUACAAUUGAUCAGCUGUUUUUAAAAUAAACUUUUUUUUUUCAAAAAAAAAAUGGUGAAUUUGAUUUCGUAUUUGGUGAUGAUUGUGUGUGAGAAAGAGCGUGUGCUUAUUGUGUGCAGGAAGAGGAGGAGAAAGAGGAAGAGACAGAGUGUGAGAGAUUUAUUAAGAGAGGAUUUGUGAGAGCUUUUAUUUUGAGUGUGUUAGAGAUUUCAACGACUUUCAUUUCUCAGCUCAAAUUCUCCGAUUUUCUCCAUGGACCGGAAGCUUGUGGUUUUGGGAAUCCCGUGGGAGGUGGAUACUGAAGGUUUGAGGGAAUAUAUGAGUAAAUAUGGUGAUUUGGAGGAUUGUAUUGUGAUGAAGGAGCGAUCCACAGGCCGAUCUCGUGGUUUUGGUUAUGUAACAUUUGCAUCAGCUGAUGAUGCUAAGAAUGUACUAUCAACUGAGCAUUUUCUUGGGGAGAGAAUGCUGGAAGUUAAAAUAGCUACUCCAAAGGAGGAGAUGAGAGCACCUGUAAAGAAAGUAACCAGGAUAUUUGUGGCCAGGAUUCCACUAUCAGUGGAAGAAUCAACCUUUCGGAGUCAUUUUGAGGAGUAUGGUGAGAUAACAGAUUUAUACAUGCCGAAGGAUCAAUUCUCAAAAGCUCACCGUGGAAUUGGCUUUAUAACUUUUGCUAGUGCAGAUUCGGUGGAGAAUCUGAUGGCUGACACUCAUGAACUGGGAGGUUCUACGGUAGUAGUUGACCGAGCAACACCCAAGGAAGAUGACUUCAAACCAAUAGGCAGAAUGUCACAGGGGGGAUAUGGUGCAUAUAAUGCUUACAUUUCUGCUGCCACUAGAUAUGCUGCACUUGGUGCUCCUACCUUGUAUGACCAUCCUGGUCCAAUGUAUGGAAGAGGAGAAUCCAGCCGAGGGAUGGGAAAAAAGAUAUUUGUUGGUAGGCUCCCUCAGGAGGCUACUGCUGAUGAUCUUCGCCAGUAUUUUGGUAGAUUUGGUCGUAUAAUAGAUGUUUAUGUUCCUAAGGACCCCAAGAGAUCUGGCCACAGAGGUUUUGGUUUUGUAACUUUUGCCGAAGAUGGAGUUGCAGACAGAGUAUCUCGUAGGUCUCAUGAGAUCUGUGGACAACAGGUGGCAAUAGAUUCAGCAACACCUGUUGAUGAUGCUGGCCCUAGUUUCAUGAUGAACCCUACUGGGCCAUUUAGAGGCUUUGGUGGUCCAAUGCGCCCCUUUGGUAGAAUGUAUGGAGGCCUGCCUUUUGAUGAUCAGUGGGGUUACCCAAUUGGGAGUGCAAGGCCAUCGAGAGCAGACUGGCGAUACCGACCAUACUAAAAACUGGCCAUUGUAUUGCUCUGGAGAUCUUGCUGGGAUGUCAAUUGUUGAACUUCUUAAAUUAUCUAGAUUAUUGCCUGAUGUCAUUGUCAGUAUUUUUAUCUUGAUUAUAAAUCAUGUCAUAUGGAGCGUUACUUUUCAGUUUGUGUAAUAAAUAUUCCAGUUGACGUCUCACUAAUUAUUGUAUCUGAACACUGCAAGGUAUCAGUUUUAACCGAACUUUUUCAUUCCCCAA